GAGAAAUGGAGCCCUUUCGCAAGGCUGUGCUGCCACAGAGCCUGGGCGUGACGGCGGUGCUGCUGCUGUCGCUGCGGCAUCCCUCAUCUGUCGCAGGAUCAUCGGCAUCUUUUCUCCGCCCGGCAGCCCCAUCUUUGUUACCGCGAUUGCGGCAGAGGCCAUUGGUUUCAGCACCACAACCACAAGCACCGAGGAGGCAUCAGCUGAGGAUGGCGGUGGGGACAGUGAGUCAAGAUGAGAUGAAGAAGAUUGUGGGCUACAAGGCCGUGGACGACUAUGUCAAGAGCGACAUGCUGGUGUGUAUGUGUGUGUGUGUGUGAAUGCGCCGAUCGGAUGCACACACAAAUCGAAAUAUGCGAUGCCCACUCACACACCUGUUUGUGUGUUUGGUGUGUGUUAGGUGGGUCUCGGCACCGGGUCCACGGCAGCCUUUGCUGUCGAGCGGAUCGGCGAGAAACUCAAGUCGGGCGAACUCAGGUACCUCCUAGGUCUGACAGACCGUCAACACACAUCAGACAGACAGACAGACAGACAGGCAAGUGUGUGGGCGUCUGUGUGGAUGGCCUCUGUCUGUCUGUCUGUCUGUGUCCGUGUGUCAGCAACAUUGUGGGGAUUCCGACGUCGGAGCGCACCAAGGAGCAGGCACUCUCGCUCAACAUUCCACUGGUACACACACACACGCACACCCUGAUGGAUGUGUGGACUCUCACUACCAUCGUGUAAUGCGCACAGGUGACGCUUGAUGACCGCUAUGACAUCGACGUGGCCAUCGGUACGGACAGUCACACACACGCAGAGAGAGAGAGAGGGUGGAUGUUGUGUGUGUGUGUGUGCGUGUGUGCAUUGUGUAGAUGGUGCGGAUGAGGUCGACCCAAAUCUCGAUCUAGUCAAGGGUCGUGGCGGUGCCUUGCUGCGCGAGAAGCUGGUCGAGGAGUGCGCCAAGGAGUUCGUCGUCAUCGUCGAUGAGACCAAACUCCAAAAGGGGCUCGGCGUUGACGGUACAUGAGAGCAAACAAACGAACAAACCAGGGAGAGAGGGGGAGGGGUGUGUGUGUGUGUGUGUGUUUGCUGUAGGUGCGAUGCCGGUGGAGGUCAACAAGUUCUGUUGGAAGUUCGUGAUGGACCGCAUCAAGGGGCUGCCGUCCAUCAAGGCCGUCAAGGGGUGCCGCGCUGAGCUGCGCAUGCAAGACGGCGACAAGCCAUACGAAACCGACAACCAGGUCAACACACAUUGCAGAACGCAACAGAACGCAACGCAAUGAUGGUGCACUGUAAUGUGUGUGUGUGUGUGGUGUGUUGUAUUGUGGUGUGUUGUGUGCAGAACUACAUUGUGGACCUCUACUUCGACGAGCCCCUUGCUGAUGCGAAACAGGUGUGCGCCUAAACGCACCCUCCAUCCGUCAUCCCGCCACCUCUCCCUCUCCCUGUGUGUGUAUAGGCGGCGAGUGAGUUGUUGGGCGUGACUGGUGUGGUUGAGCACGGGCUGUUCCUCAACAUGGCCACCGUCUGCCUCGUCGGCAAGCCAGACGGUACCGUCGACGCCAUCAAACGACCCUCUUAGACACACGGAGAGACAGACAGACAGACAGACACACAGACAGACAAUUGUGAAUGAAUGAAGGGAUGGAAGGAUGGAUGGAUGAAAUGAGAGGAUCUGUGCGGG
Messenger RNA from Vitrella brassicaformis, 1663 nucleotides. The record is from the annotation of a GenBank genome assembly. Lineage: Eukaryota; Vitrellaceae.